Molecule: messenger RNA, 522 nt
Organism: Ixodes scapularis (black-legged tick)
Lineage: Eukaryota; Metazoa; Arthropoda; Arachnida; Ixodida; Ixodidae
Exons: 5
Coding region: 1-522 (173 amino acids)
Source: RefSeq, a predicted model, not a curated record
AUGCAAACAAAGAAAUUAAUAACACCGCUGAUCUUCUGUUCAUCGUUUGUCCUCCAUUAUUGCGGAUCAAGCGACACAAAAGAGCUGACAGAACAGUUUUACGAGGAUAUGAAAACCAGGCCGAUCAUCACAUAUCAAUGCUACCACAGCACGGUCACCAAUGAUCCACCAGGUUCCGCAAAUUUUACGAUUCUUUGGGAUUGGACAAAUAAGCAGACGCCGGAGGCCCACGGUAUCACAUGGUCCGCUAAAACAAAAACGCCUAACUCAUACACACGGGACACAAUUAGGACACAUUAUGAUGCAGUCACUGGUGUCGGGAACAUCAACACUUCAACUGUUCAGGAAGAGUUGACUGUUUUGCUGCCUUUCGUAGGCAAGGUACUUCAUGAAAAGAUCGUUCUUACAAGCGAAAACAAUACUCUGGCGAACAAGAUAUAUGACGUGGAUUUCGAAUGUAAAAAUGCCAAGAAACUUUUGAAGAAAAUUUGUCCUCAGCCCUGCAACAUGAUUUUGUCUUGA